Molecule: messenger RNA, 4029 nt
Organism: Crotalus tigris (Tiger rattlesnake)
Lineage: Eukaryota; Metazoa; Chordata; Lepidosauria; Squamata; Viperidae
Product: T-cell surface glycoprotein CD4-like
Exons: 8
Coding region: 247-1632 (461 amino acids)
Biological process (GO): positive regulation of ERK1 and ERK2 cascade; interleukin-15-mediated signaling pathway; T cell activation
Cellular component (GO): membrane raft; external side of plasma membrane
Molecular function (GO): MHC class II protein binding; protein tyrosine kinase binding
Source: RefSeq, a predicted model, not a curated record
AGGGAAAAAAACCCCAAGAAAUGUCACGUUCUCUCCUUGAAUACAUUAUUUUGCUUGUAAGAGGAAGGUGGUUUCUUUGUUCGGUUUUGUUUUCUCUGCUUCUUCCCUCAGUUCUUGUUGUCUAUAGGUUAGUUGACAUCUGCAAAAGACUCAUGCAAAAGGAAAGAACAGAGAAGAAAUAGAGAGACAGAGCAAGGAAUUCAUCACAGCUGUCAGUUGUCCAAGUGAAACGGUGCAUUGGUGAAUAUGGUUUUAAACAGCAUCCAUGUUGCUUUUGUUCUUUACCUGGCUCUUCUAGGGGCAAUGUUUUCCGUGAGGGCUGAAAAGCUAAAUGUCAUUGCUGGCCAGUCUGUCUUCCUUCGCUGUCUAAAUAACACAUCUGCACACAAAGUGACCUGGAAAUAUAAUGGAAAACUUCUGCUACAGAAAAUUAAAGAGCGAGUAUAUAGAGGUGAAAAGUCUGUAACAUACAAAUUGACAGAUGAGGAGACUUUUUCUCUAGAACUGCGAAAAGCAGAACCAGGAAAAUAUGUCUGUGAUGUAAAUGGAAAGCAGGUGGCCACUUAUGAUAUUGAAGUGUGGAAAGUUACUGGAUCUAAAAGUGGAUACCUCCUGCAAGGCGACACUUUAAAGCUGCAUCUGUCUCCUUUCAAAGAUACCAGGAUUGAAUGGUUUGAACCCCACAAGACCAAAGUAACAGACAAAGAGCCACGAUGGAAACUGCAAAAGGAUGGCUUACAGAUAUCAAACCUUACAGUUCAGGAGGACCAUGGGAGGUGGGAAUGUCACAUCCCUCAUUAUGAGCUUAAGCUCUCCUACAAUGUCAAGGUAUUCGGUUUUUCCAAUCGAUUGGAUGAAUUCAGGUUUGCCUCUAUCAACAGCAACAUCCUCCUUUCCUGUCCUUUGAACAUUGACCUGCAGGAAAAAACAGACUGGGAAAUUCCAAAAGUCCAGUCUUGGAAAUGGCUUAAGAAUAAUGUUCUCGUGAAGGACCAUAACAUAAGCAACAUCAAUAGCUCUUUCUCCAUCCAUCAAAUAUCCAAUGUCCAAUCUGAAGAUGCUGGAAAGUACCAAUGCCGUCUUGGAUUUAAAGAUAGAAAUUUGAGCAAAACCAUCAACCUGAUAGUUAUGAAAGUCUCUGCUGUCCCUCCCGCGCUCAGAUUCAAAGAAGACAAUGUGACCCUGUGUGGUCAUAUUAGUCCUUCUGCUCCUCCACUGACUGAAUUGUGCUGGGUUUAUGUAAAUGAGUCUUCAAAUGAAACCAAAUGUGGCUCUCCCAUUUCACAUAAUAAAUUCUGUCACGUAGCUACAACUGAAGGGCUCUGGAGGUGUGAUCUCAAAGUGAACAACAAUGUGAAAAUCAGUAUUGACUAUAUUCUGGGUAAGUUCCAAGGAAAGACCCCAAAUGAGACUACUUUAGAGAAUAGAUUCUCACUGAUCAAAAUAGGCUCAGGGAUUGGCACAAUGCUCCUGCUGUUAAUUCUUGUUGGUGUCUGUGUACCUACUUGUAAACGUAUUAAGCAGAAACAGGUGAGUUUCUACCUGUCCAUAAACCAAAAGGGAGGUUGCAUUCUACAACGAAAAAAUACAAAACAAAACAAAAACCAUGGAAGCAGAUCUGAAAGAACAUGAAAAAAGGAUAAUCUUUCCUUUGUCUUUUGGCAGCAACGAGCCAAGAGGAUGGCACAAAUCAAGCAACAUUUGCUUGCCAAGAGGACAUGCCAGUGUCAGAGGUAAGGAUCCAGUUGCCCAGCCAAGAGGAAGACAUUGCAGAUAUUGUUUUGAAAGACCUUUGGUUAAGCUGUCCUGGGAUGAAUCAGUCCAUCUGGACCUGCAAUCCAGCAGAUUCAAGACACCACAGUUAUUAUUCUUUACUAGAAAGACAUAUUGCAUCUAACAGAUUCCUUUUCUCUUGCAGUAACAAACCAGAAUCAAAAGGCCUCAAAAUAAUAACCCUAUUGUGCCUUUAGCUUUCAGCUCUGCCAAUUAAAAUUUGUCAUCUGCUUAUUAUUCAACUAAAAUUGCACUUGAAUUGGCUACCAGUUAAAUCAAAUAAAGCUUGCAGACCCACAGAAAUUCAGAAAUAAAUCAUGACUAAAUUAGACAGCCAUGCAAUUUCAUCAAAGGUCUCAUGAGCAAUCAUUCUUCAACAAUUCACUUUUAUGCUUUUUUAAAACAGCAAGUAUCCCACUGUGCAGUUUAUAUCGCAAAACCAAGUAUAUUUAUCUACAGGAAAUCUUAAACAUUCCCAUGUUUUCCACUGAGCCUAAAUUUUGGAUAACUCUUUUUCAACCCUACAGGGAACUACCUAAUGAUUACUACCACGCCUAAAGGAGAAAAUGCGUGUGUCUUUAAAAAUCACUGGCCUGACCAUUUGCCAGUCAUUUACAAUGCACAGUUACAUGAAUUCAAAUAUUGCUGGGUUGCCUUAACUUUCUAUCUGAUAUUCAUAGUUCUGUAAUCAUUUAGGCAAGUCUGUAUUUUGAAAGUGUGGAGCUUGCAGAAAAUAUUGACCAAAAAGGGUUCAUCCUAAUUGUUUCUAAGUUGUCUAAUAGCCGACUGCUGUUUGAACUGAUCUGCAGUUCUGCUGUCUACUGCAGCUGUAAAUGAACAAAGAUGUGUUGUUUGUUUUUAAAAUUCCACAAAAUAAAAUACUUAUAUCUUUCCCCCCAACUCCACUGGUUAAUUCAUGUAUAUAUCUACAGAUAUUUGCUUGCACUUAUUGUGUAGUCUGCAAUGUUUUCUGAGAGAAUAUUCUGUCAAGAAUGGUGAUCAGAGAAAAGCAAUGUUUUUUUAAAUGAUAUAAUUAUAAUGCUAAUAAAUUAACGCAUUUCAAAGGACAAAUUCCUUUUUACUGUUUGGAAAAUGCUGGCGGUGGGUGGAGAGGAAGAGGCUUCUGCAGUCUGAAAGGUGCUAUUAUGUAGAGAAUUCCACUGAUGAGUUACAAAAACAACUGGAAAACUAUCUCCAAUCUACCUUGGCUGUUUCCAUUGCUUUGUUUUAUUCCUUAAAGCAUGGAUCUCCAAACUUGACAACUUUAAGACUUAUGGACUUCAAUUCCCAGAAUUCCCCAGUCAGCAUGGCUAGCUAAGGAAUUCUGGGAGCUGAAGUCCACAAGUCUUAAAGUUGCCAAGUUUGGAGACCCCUGCCUUAAAGGAAAAAAAAACCUUAGUUCUAUCUCUUGAUAUGCAUCACCACCACAGCUCUAAGAUGUAAGUACUGAAUGUAAACAUAGGGAAAAAUUACUGUUGCUUGAUUGUUUAUUUUCAUGAUCUCCUAUGCUUAUGAUUAUGCACAAAAACAAGAAGUAAAAGCGCCUGUAUUCAUUCCACUGAUACUUGUGAAUUACAUUUGAAAUCUCAAGGUCUGAAGAGAGCCAUGUAUAUAUUUUAAUGUUAAUAAAUAUUCCUCAAAAACCUUAGUGUUCCCAUUUUUCUUUAGCAUUUGGCUGCACAAGAUGCCAUUUCUGAGGUCCUCUGUGAUUUCAGAGCAGCUAAAUCAGGUAGCUGGACUAUGAUUGCAGUGCUUUAGCUGAGAUCAGAUGAGCCCCAGGAAAAUUGCCAGUCAUAUAUAAUUAUAAUUCAAAUGCUGUCCCAUUGAGACAAGGAUUCAAAUAUACCAAUUAAACACUUCAGAAACAACUUUCAGUUUUAAUACAAGCAUCCAUCUUACAGAAGCAGGAGAUGUUAGAAUUUUGGUGACUAAUAAAAAUUGUAGUUGAAAACUCCUAGAACUACUAUUAUGGCUUAAUUCAAUUAUUUCCAAUAAUACAUCAUCCUGCACUUCUGGGUCUUUUUUAAAUCCAUCGUUUCUUGUCCAUCAAGCCAUUGGGGACAGCAAAGAUCAAGAAGCACCUUUUUCCUCUCAAUACCCUUAGGUGUUCUGCCAUUCUCUUGUAGACAGUUCAAUUCCACAACUGAGUUUUACUCAACAAUCUAUUGAAGACAAGUUAACGAUGCUUUAGUGAGAUUCUUUCCAUCUACCACCCUUUUCUUGGAAAAUUCCUACUAUGCACCUAACACACUCCCA